Anisakis simplex (herring worm) is the source of this 288-nucleotide messenger RNA. Lineage: Eukaryota; Metazoa; Nematoda; Chromadorea; Rhabditida; Anisakidae. The record is from the annotation of a GenBank genome assembly.
GCCGCAGCAGCAGCAAAUGUUAGUUUGCAUUAUUCUGCGUUUAAUUACUCAACUACAUCGGCAGCAUCAGCAUCGCCAUCAUCAGCUGCUAUUGGUCUCCUUAUUUCGACUGCGACUGCUACAACGGCAAUUGAUAGUAAUAGUAAUAGUAAUAGUAAUAGUAAUAAUGGUGGUGCAGGUGAUGCAGCUGCUGAAAUUGCAACUCUAUGCGAUGUGGAAAUUAUUCCGACUUUACGUCUGUUUUUAGUUAGUGGUGCUGGUGAUGAACAAAAGGAGUUGGGGAAGUAA